CUGCCGCGUUGGUCGCAACUCAGGUACAGUCGUUGCUUGGUCCGCGAGCGACAUCGUUGCGGAAUCGAACACCGUUUUUCGAUUAACACUCCUUGAUCUUCGCGUUUCUUUGAAAAAAAAGUGAUCGAUAAAAAACGAUAGUCGGCUCUCCAGAUUAGUGAGGAUUAACCGAAGAAACUCUGUUGAAAGUCGAACGAAAGACGAUCACGACGAAUGGAUUACGAAUAUUUACAGAAAUAAAUUUGAAAAAUAUCCUAUACAUUAAUCUAUGGAAGUGAGAGUCAUAUAACAAGUGGAUAUAUUUUUUAAUGAUACCGGUGGUGCACGAAUAAAAUAAAACUUAAAUCAGUUCACGUUAUAAAACUAAUUUAUAAAGGAUAAACCGUCAUUAUCAUAAUAUGUUACAUCUGUAAUAUGUUAUAUAAUAUGUUACACCUUUAAUAUAUCAUAUGAGAUAUUCAUUUCUGUGUUCUGCGGACAUUUGACUAUUGAAUUAUUUGUUAACGUAUUUAACAAAAUGUAUGCUUAUUAUAUCCUAUAAUACUAUUCUCCACUGCCUAAUACAUUCCCUGUAUUUUAUACAUACAUUUUACAGUGUAUGUAAUAUCGUUACAUGGAAAAUAUAAAUAUGGGUAAGAAAGACUCGAUACCAGCUGGUCAGAAAUUAAGCUUUCAUAAGUUCUCCAUAUCAUCGUGCUUCGAACGUAAAUACGUAAAAUACAGUUGAUUUUCGAAAUUUACGACGGCUACGACUCCCUGGUUUUCAUUAAUCCCUGAUCGACAGCGAUUUAUGGAUUUUGCUGGAGUUAGCACGAACGAACACUCCGAUACUUUUAUCGGGAACAUAUCGGAUCGAGCAACUUUGUUUCAAGAUAUUACAAAUAGUUCCUAAUCCGUUUUCCCUUAAUAAACAUACAUUACCGAUGGUCCGGUGCAAGAUUACAAUUUCGCCGAAACUGUAGAUAAUUAAUUUGAAAAGUAAAAUGUAUCGCAUUCGGGACUGGUUUACCGUGAUUUCGCAUAAGUGAUUCGGCGUGGGACAUGACAAUCCUGAGGAAUCGUCACGUAGUGAGUAGCGACUACUAGAAGACCAGUGUGACUGAUGUGUGCAAGGAAUGAUCGAUUCGUGAGAGUAAGGCAGAUGGUAGCGACGGAAUUGACUGUCAAGGUGUUUGAGGAUCGUGGCUCGAUUUGGGAAAAUCGAAGAGGAUCAACGUUUAACGUAUUGUUGGUCGAUGUAGCGCAAUGUUCAUCAAAUCGGCCAUAAUUGUCACGGCGCUGUGUCUAUGGACUACAGUCGGAAGUCAGUUUAGUGACAACACACCUCCUGUAAUGUCGAUUGACCGAAAUUUGGUGCUUCGGGACACUGAGCCCGUGGGAAGCGUCGUGACAAGGGCACGCGCCGAGGAUAAUGAACAGGAUCAAUUAACCUACGGUCUGGAAUCCAUUGGCCACAACUAUAACGGAGACGACAGUCCUCAGCCACCUCUCCCCUUUUCCAUUGACAAUAGCACCGGCAUUAUCUACGUCAACGAAACGCUUAAAGGCAGAGGAGGCCAGAACCUGUUCCUCUACGUGACCGUCUCCGAUGGUCAGCUUACGACAAAGACUGAGGUCUACGUCACCAUUAAAAACACUUCGGGUCCCAAUGGAGGACACACCAGGAGCCCUUUUCUGGGUCAACAUGGCCCUACAGGCCGAAUAAGACCGCCUCUGCUAGGUCUGCCGAGUCUGCCGAGCUAUCCGAGACCAGGGAUACCUCACCAACCAUCACCACCAGUUUCUGUACCAGUCACUAUACCAAAAACAACCAAGUUACAGCCGGAAGAGGUGAAGCAGAGUGAGGGGAAGAUAGAUGGCAGCGCUCUCGGUUCAAGCGUACGAUCUAUAGAGGAGAAUGAGGUCGAGGGGCCACCCUCGAACAUAACACCUGCUGAGGCACCACCUUCCCAGGAUAUUUCGAUGACUUUGGUGCCGGUCACGGCAGUUUGUGUGCUUGUGGUGGGCCUCGGGAUGGGAGUAUGGUCCCUGCGGAAUAAAUUUUGCGGCACUAAGAAGUCGAAAGAAGACACGGUUUUCAAUAUCCUUGGAGAAGGCUGUUUCGGUCAAGUUUGGAAAUGCGAGGCUCUGGACAUCGAUGGAACAUCCGGCACCACGAUAGUUGCUGUGAAAACUUUAAAAGAGAACGCGAUGGAAAGAGAACGAUUAGACCUGGCGCAGGAAUUAAGAGUCAUGAAAAAUUUGGAUCCCCAUCCUAACGUGGUCAGAUUGCUAGGUUGUUGUACAGAACGCGAACCAAUGUUCGUUAUUUUAGAGUACGUAAGCGGUGGAAAACUGCAAAGUUUCCUGAGGGCAUCUAGGGAAGAAAGAAACCAUGGAGGACCUGGAUUAACAUCCAGAGAUUUAACUGGUUUCGUUUAUCAGAUUGCCAAAGGUAUGGAAUAUUUGGCGUCCAAAGGAAUUAUACACAGAGAUUUAGCUGCGAGGAACAUUUUGAUUGAUGAAAAUCGAGCAUGCAAAGUCGCGGAUUUCGGAUUUGCUCGGGAUGUGGCUGCCAAUCAAAUCUAUGAAAGGAAGUCCGAGGGCAGACUGCCCAUUAGAUGGAUGGCGCCAGAAAGCUUAUACGAUAACAUAUUUUCCGUGAAAUCGGAUAUAUGGAGUUUCGGUGUAUUGAUUUGGGAAAUCGUGACCUUAGGCUCCACGCCUUACCCUGGCUUAGCAGCUGCGGAGGUGAUGAGGAGAAUUAAAGAAGGUUAUAGGCUAGAUAGGCCAGAACAUUGUAAGAGAGAACUGUAUAACAUAAUGUAUUACUGUUGGGACAAAGAUCCAGCUUGCAGGCCAUCCUUUGGGGAAUUAGUUGGUUUGACGGAAGGUCUUCUACUCGACGAAACUGAUUAUAUCGAAUUGGACAGGUUCCCCGAUCACUCGUAUUACAAUGUACUUAACCUUAGUGGUGAAAAAUUGUAAAUGAAAUAGUUGAAUCAUGAUUGUCAUUUCUACUGUAAAAAGAACAAAGUAAGCGAAGUUUUCAAAGAGUCGAUUAAUAAUUUUUUUCACGUUAGUAAUUCCUUUUGCAUCCGAUUAUUAAGCCAAAUCCACUACAGUUCACAUGCAUAAAAAGAAAACAAUCCGAACGAAAGCUCUUAUUCAUUAAAGUAUUUACAUUUUCGUAAAGAAGAUCAUAUUAGAAAUAUUAAUAUAAUUUGGUGUUACGGACAUCAAAAAUUGAAGAAAUGCAUCAACCAAAAUUGCAAAAUGUGUAUUGCCAGAGUAUAUACAACAGGUUAAUGAAGAAUUGGCAUUUGGAAGAAAUACGGACAUAAUUGGUCAGAGUGAAAGGGAUCUCUACAUCUAUAUAAUGUCCUAUUUGUCAAUACAGUGCAGCUUUCACGUUUGUAGCAGCGAAAAUAGAUGUGAAAGUGCACAGGGGCAAGGGGAAUCGGCCAUAUGCUCCACCUUAGCUCACGAUUCGACCAAUAACAAGGACGAAUAGACGAUUCGUAAAAAAUGUAGAAAUUUUGCCUUCUCACCUAUUUAAAUGAUCUCAAAAUGUGUUGUUAAAAACAUUGUUCUAAACAACUUCCCUUUAUUCAGAUAACCAAUUCAUUCAACCAAGUCAUUCAUUACUAGGGCUUAAUUUCAGAAAUAUACGCAAAGAUAUAUUUAACAUUAAAUAUCGCAUUUUAUACGCCGCAGUUCUAUUAGAUUUAGAUUAGUGCAUUUAAUUUAGCUGUCAUGAGGCGAACAGGAACCUGAUAUUAAUAAAUAUAGUAAUUAUAACUUGUUCUUAUUUUUAUUUAUUACCAAAUUGAAAUGCAAAUCAAAUCUAAUCUCAAUUUAAUUUAAAAUUAACUCUGCCCCUAAAAAAUGCAUAAUAUUAAUAUGUAUAUGAUACAUGUAUGUAUGAUAAUUAAUAUUGUAUUUCGGAAACUAAGGUCGAGCAGUGGUAGCAUGUACGAAUAAAAGUUGUUUCGAAUGUGAUCUUAUCAACAUAUUUCAAGGUUCUCAAAAUCCGUGAGGAAUCUCUAAUUUAUACAAUUACCGAGUCCUUUUAGCCUAAGGCGUCUCGAGUGCCAACUCUCCAUCAACACAUAAUACUAAAUAUAGUUUAUGCGGUUUUUCCAAAUAACAAAAUAUAUCAAUUUUAGCAAAGAACUGAAAUAGCCAAACAACUGAACGGCCCAAAAUAGCCAAUUACAAAUUUAUUGUUUUAUAUUAACUCAAACGAUAAAGUUGUUUCUGUUGGAAAUGAAUAAGUAAGUUUCGAAAAUAUAUACCCUUACAAUUGUAGGAAAUAACGAACCAAUCAUUUCAGCCCUUCAGUAGAUUCUACUGUAAACAUUAGUUUUACAAUUACGGAUAUAUUUACGUUGUAAUGCAGCGAUUGCAGUUCUUACCUGAUCACAUACUUAUUAGUUAAUUCCUUGUUGGUAUGUACAUAUAAAGAAUAAUUUAUAUUAUAAUUCGACUCAAUUGUAAGUUUAAUGUCGCGUUAUGAUUAAAUUUAUCGGA
Nomia melanderi (Alkali bee) is the source of this 4512-nucleotide messenger RNA. The record is from RefSeq and is a predicted model, not a curated record. Lineage: Eukaryota; Metazoa; Arthropoda; Insecta; Hymenoptera; Halictidae.